Molecule: messenger RNA, 440 nt
Organism: Cylicostephanus goldi
Lineage: Eukaryota; Metazoa; Nematoda; Chromadorea; Rhabditida; Strongylidae
Source: the annotation of a GenBank genome assembly
AUGAAUUCGAGAGGAGAAAAUUUGCAUACAAAAGGCUUGAUGCCUAAAGAGAUUCGUGAAGAUAAGGAGCGUAGGUAUUGGGAGUGCAGCCCUGAGUCCGGUACUUAUAUCAACCAAAUCGCGGAGAGAAUAGUGUACAAUGGGGGUUUUGGUCUCAUCAUUGAUUAUGGACACGAUGGCUCGCGUAAUGAAUUCUCAUUUCGAGCGUAUAGUAAACAUCAGUUGGUGAAUCCGUUAAGCGAACCAGGAUCCAUCGAUUUAACUGCUGACGUUGAUUUCGGGUAUCUCAAGUCUUUGAUAGUUGACCGUACGGCAGUGUUCGGUCCUAACACGCAACGCGAGUUUCUGGCACAGUUGGGAGCGGGACUACGCCUGCGAAGGCUGUUGAAAUCAUGCAGCGAUAGAGAAAAGCAAGAAUAUCUGAUAAGUAAGUUUUAGCA